CUCAACAAUACUCUUUCUUAAUCCCAUAUAUUUAACCCAUGCAUCUCCUAUUUCAGCUAUCUUUCCAUUUUCUGCAUAAUUAUAUUACAGACAAUCCAUGUCUUUGAGCCCUCCAAGAGCCAACGGCAACGAUGCAUCGUCCGAAAAACUCUACUGGUGUUACCAGUGUCAUCGAACAGUCUGGACCGUGUCCGAAUACCCAUCCAGUACCGUCUGCCCCCGUUGCUAUGGCCAAUUUCUCUACGAAGUCGACUUGGCGAGGCCCCAACCCAUUCUUGAAAUCACCGCAUUCGAUCCCUCACCGGAGGCACGAAUUGUCGAAGCGCUGGCCCUCAUGAUUGAUCCUCACUCACUUACGGGCCAAACGCGGGGACUUGGGCGGCAAAGACGACGUUAUAGGGAGCCGGAAGAGGCAGGACACCGAAGCUGGUUCCGAAGGAGGAGGCGUUCGAUUGAUGAGGAGGGCGGUGACGAUUGGGGUCCGGAAAGAGGGAUUAUAGCCCGGCCCAGAAACUGGAUUGUUCUCCGGCCCACUGGCCGUAUCCCUGCAAACAGAAACAGGCCGAGGGAAAGGCUAAUCCCACAGGGAGCAGACCCUAGAAACUACUUCAACGGGCUGGGACUGCAAGGGCUCAUCGAGGAGAUAACUCAGAACGACAGGCCCGGCCCGCCACCAGCUCCAGAUUCAGCUAUUGAUGCUAUUCCAACAAUUAAAAUUGCACAAACACAUCUGGAGACAGACACGGAAUGCCCAGUUUGCAAGGAAGAAUUAGAAGUAGGGUUGGAAGCAAGACAGUUACCAUGCAAACAUAUCUUUCAUUCUGACUGCAUUGUUCCAUGGCUGAGGCUCCAUAAUUCUUGCCCAGUAUGCCGUCAUGAAGUCGAGAUUCAUAACCAAAGUUGUGAAGGUGAAUCCAUCCAAAUUCAUGUUGAAGAUAGGAGGUUCCCACUGCUGAGGCGGAUGGCAGGGAUGUGGCCGUUCCGCUCCAGAUAUCGGCCACUUCGCCCGCGUGGAGAUGGGGCCAGACAUCACCAGGGUGAGAAUUGAACUAAACUAAGAACGGACUGCAAAGAAAACUGUACACAUGGACAUCAAACUGUCGAUUCUACUGACAUGAAAUUAGUUAUAUCU
This is a messenger RNA of Salvia hispanica, 1132 nucleotides long. Its product is annotated as E3 ubiquitin-protein ligase RZF1-like. Gene Ontology annotation, cellular component: cytoplasm. NCBI's taxonomy places the organism in Eukaryota, Viridiplantae, Streptophyta, Magnoliopsida, Lamiales, Lamiaceae. The record is from RefSeq and is a predicted model, not a curated record. Gene Ontology annotation, biological process: protein ubiquitination. Gene Ontology annotation, molecular function: ubiquitin protein ligase activity.